Messenger RNA from Hyalella azteca, 2059 nucleotides. It is a transcript of the gene Scp2, whose product is annotated as calexcitin-1-like. Bases 67 to 597 code for a protein of 176 amino acids. The transcript has 6 exons. Lineage: Eukaryota; Metazoa; Arthropoda; Malacostraca; Amphipoda; Hyalellidae. The record is from RefSeq and is a predicted model, not a curated record.
AGAAUAAUUCUAAUCAGUCUUUCAGUUAUCAAGUUUGUGCAACAAAUCGAAUUUAUUCCGCCCAGCAUGGCUGUCGUUCUCUCACCAUUCCGGAAGUCGAAGCUGCUUCAUGUCUUCAACACUUUCUUUGAUGUGAACCAGAGCGGUGAAAUCGAUGAAAACGACCUGGAAUUGGCAGUGAAGAGCGUGUGUGGGGCCAGGGGUUGGGGGGAGAGCGACCCCCAUUACGCCAACACGCAGACUACGCUGCGCACGAUCUGGCGGGUACUCACUUCCCGCGCCGACAAGGACAACGACUCUAAGGAGGACUCGUCAGGUGAGGGAAGGCAGAGGGACAAGACCUUCAGGGACCUCAUGUUCCUGCUGGAGGACUCGUCAGGAGAUGGAGCGAUCGACGUGGCGGAGUACACGGCGCUGUACGUGGCGCUGGGUAUACCGAGGGAGGAGUGUCAGCAAGCCUUCAAUAAACUCAGCAAGGGAGAAAAGGAAGUGACGAAGGAGCGUUUCGACGAGCUGUGGGAGGAGUAUUUCCACAGCGAAGACCGCCAUGCUCCCGGCAACUUCAUUUUCGGGGUCACGGAGUUCGCUUCAGCCUAAACAUUUCGAAGUAUUGCCAGAUUAUUUAUUUAAUCCUGACACAAUUGAAUAAUAAUCGAGAUUAGAAGUAGUUCCCUUUUCGUUCCUUGUUGAUGAAUCUUAGUCAAGAUUUAGCCAUACUAUACCGUCUAUACGGACAUCCCUUUUUGAAACACACACAAAUUGAAUUCAACAGAUAGACAAUAUUGUAGUUCUAUUCAAGUUCGUUGAACUAGAAUUUGAAGUGAUUAAUUUGUUUGCUUCACGUUCCAAUUUAAGUUUUCGAAUUAUACAGCCUCUUUUAUUCCCUUGAUGGAUUGUAGUAGAAUUUGGGAAAAGAACCCUACUUUAAAAAAAAAAUUCUUUGACAAAAACAGUGAAACGGUUACCUGUUUAUUGUGCGCGUUAUAUAUACUUGUAAACAAAAUUCCACGCCAGCACUUACCAAUGGAACAUUCCAAAAGGUAACUCAGUAGAUUUAUUGCCUAAAUCUAGAAUGCACUGCAAUUUUCUUAAUCCAAUAGUAAAAAUGAUUGUUUCUUAGUGCUACUGCAAAAAAAUGAAUAAUUAAACGUUUGAUAUCUAAUAGAAUAUACAGAGCAUACCGUCUAUUUCAUGAACUAACAGCUCUGUCCGUCUUCAUAGCUUACUGUGUUGUAGACCGACUUCGCUGGGUUUUUGAAGUCAUGAUGCAAGAUUGUUUCUGCACGAGCCAUUUUCCAUUGUAUACAAGACAUGCUGGGUAAAAUGUUAGAGUAUAAAUGAUUAGUUGAUGUUUUCAAGUUUUAAUCUUACUAGAAAAUUAACGUUCAUUGUAUGUUUGGGUGAGAAUAAAGGCAUUAGUGGAUCGUCAUUAGUAGAUACAUUUAUUACUGUAAAAUGAAGCAUCUGUUGCUGGACCGUUUCAGUGUAAAGAGAAUGAGAAAAACUUCCAUCUUCUAGACGAUUAUAGGUGAAUUUAUCAGAUUUUUAGCUAUAUUGACCUACAUAGUUAGUUCUCAUUGCACACGCACUUUUUUGUCUAAUGAGAUACAACACCGUGAACGUAUAGUGAGUUUUUAUAAAAUCGCAGUUUGUCAUUAACAUUGAUUUCGAUUUUGGUGUAAAAUUCAUGUCGGGUUUGCAACGAAAAAAUUACCGUAAACUAAAAUCAUUCUGAUAUAUUUAUAUAAAUAUCAGAACAUAUAUAUAUACCGACUUCAAAACUUUCUAUGGGUCGUGGUGUAUUUCAAACAUAAAUUUUGCGCAAGCGGUGCACAAAUUUAAGCACUAACGACACUUUCAUCAUCGAAUAAAUAAUGUGGAGCCGAAAAUCCUCCAUGAAAAGUUUUGCCGGUCUAAACGAGCUCAUUUCACGGUUUAAAAACACAGAAAGGCCAAGCUUUUGACUUUAUUAAUUAGUGGUUAAUGGCCGUUCGUACAUGAAGUUAGCUCAGAAAAAAUUUUCAUGCAAUUUUCGUCGGCUUUCCAUGUGAAAUUGUUU